Colletotrichum destructivum is the source of this 1271-nucleotide messenger RNA. RefSeq names its product Putative mycotoxin biosynthesis protein UstYa. The coding region runs from base 168 to 1076 and encodes 302 amino acids. NCBI's taxonomy places the organism in Eukaryota, Fungi, Ascomycota, Sordariomycetes, Glomerellales, Glomerellaceae. The record is from RefSeq and is a predicted model, not a curated record. Gene Ontology annotation, biological process: mycotoxin biosynthetic process. The transcript is spliced from 5 exons.
UGUCGAGGAAGAGGGCGCUGCCGUUGGAUUUUCGGGGAUUCUGGGGGCCUAGCGUCGUCGUCAGCGAGGGCACCUCUCGGAUCAGUCAAUGGCAAGCGUCAUUAUCCAACCAUCUCGGUCCCGCAGAGUCAACAGCGCUAGCAUAUCAGGAUCCAUUGCCAGGUGGGAUGGGGAAGUCCGUGAGGUUUGCGGAUGAUCAGAACAAAAUGGUGAAGUACAACGUCCUUGAUGAGAACGACUUCGACCUCGACCGCGACGACGAUCUAGAGAGUAUCAGAAGCGUGGAGUUGGGCCUCAAGGACGAGCAGGACAGCUCGCCUACGUUUCCGGACGAAUGGAAUCUGGACCGUGUUGCUUGGGAACAGCGGCUUCGCAGGGUCCGGAGGAUAGCAUGGAUCGAGGCCGGUCUUCUCGCUUUGCUGGUCGGUUAUGUCGUCGUGCUACACUUUCAGCGAUACAUGCCGCCGGCCGGAGAUGUGCCACUGGGAGUAGACCCUAGCGGAUUUGUGCCUCCGGACAUCGGCCAGCCGGUCAAGUGGAUGAAGUACGAUGACGAGACGGAUCCUCACUAUUUCAAGCCAGAUGCUUUUGAAAAUCUCGACAAUGUGCGAGCAGCGGCGAAGGACUUCAAGAUGUUACACAAUGCCUCCAACGUACAUAUCAACGGAAAAUACACAACGUACAUGGAUUUCAACAAUGAGCGACAGCCUCUCCCUGCCUACGUAACCCGGAAGGGCUCCGAGCUCUAUAGCAUCAGGGCAUUCCACCAGAUGCACUGCAUAUCAAUCAUAUUCGAGGAUAUUGGCUACAGAGUGAACAACAAGACGUCGAAAUGGGAAACGGGUCAUGUGAUUCACUGUCUGAACACAGUGAGAUCCGCGAUUACAUGCCUUGCAGACGCGACCCCAAUCUCCUAUAUCAAUGGUAUGGGAGUCGGACAUACUACGGACGAUCAGCAGAGCCACUGUCGAGACUUCUUCGCGUUGAGAGAAUGGGCCCAUGAUCCGGUCAGAAGGGCUCGAUGGGUGAAUGUCGCGCCCGAAGACGAAAAGGAUGUAUAUGAAGAGAUACUGUAAAAACCCCAAAUUCUGGGUCAAGUUGCGAGGUAUUUGAAAACUUUCGAAGAACAUUUCAUGGCAUAUGAGUGUUUAGCUGGUGGGAACAUUUCAUUCAUUGUAUUUCGCGACUACACUCUCGCGCUAGAACGUUCAGGAAGCUCCAUCACGGUACAUGAAUAUUUCUUUCCUGGAGCGAAGAUUUAGAGUAGAACA